Magnusiomyces paraingens is the source of this 681-nucleotide messenger RNA. RefSeq lists its product as uncharacterized. The record is from RefSeq and is a predicted model, not a curated record. The transcript has 2 exons. The coding region runs from base 1 to 681 and encodes 226 amino acids. NCBI's taxonomy places the organism in Eukaryota, Fungi, Ascomycota, Dipodascomycetes, Dipodascales, Dipodascaceae.
AUGAAUUCUGGAUUUUCACGCUCAGUUCUCCCGCCAUCAUCGUCUUCGGGAUAUGCAACAGAUAGCGAUGUAUUUGAUGAGGAUCACCUGCCUUCACAUAAUAAUAGUCAAUACUCUCACUAUACACCUGCUAUUUCUCAUAGCAAUGUUGUGGAUUGGGCCCGCUCAGUGCACCUUGAAGCAUCUACGGUUUCCGCUCGCUCACAAGCACGCAUGAAAGAAUUUGAAAUGCAUACCCAAAAUUUUAUUCAGCUUGUUUCUACAUGGACUGAAUCUCAAGCAUCUCGUGAAGAAAAUCUUCAAUCAUGGCAAGAUCGCGUUUUAGAAACCUUUGAUCAAGCUAAGAUCGAUGUUCAAAAAAUUGAACAAACUGUAGCUUCUCUUGAGUUUCAAGUCAUUGCUCUUAACGAUAUGAUAAUGAGUAUGAAAAAAAACCAAGAACAGACUAACAAAUCCAUCGCAUUAAUUGCGGCUAAAAUGGAUAAGGUACUAUUUAAAGCAGUAUCUAACUCCAAAUCGCCUGACUCUAAACUUCAGCCUAUUCUUUUAUAUGAUGACGAUGAAACUCUUUUAUCAGAUUCCGAAAAUUCUCAGUCAAGACUUUCAGAUAUUCAUAGUCGUCGUUUGCUUCCAUCAUCUCCCGGUCCUUUUGAUCUUAAUGAUUUUGUAGAAAAUUUGUAA